Aegilops tauschii subsp. strangulata is the source of this 1263-nucleotide messenger RNA. NCBI's taxonomy places the organism in Eukaryota, Viridiplantae, Streptophyta, Magnoliopsida, Poales, Poaceae. The record is from RefSeq and is a predicted model, not a curated record.
AUGGUUAAGUCCCUUCUGAAUGAAGAUCCAGAAGAUUGCAUUAAAGUGGGUCUGGCCCCGUUCUGCAAACUUAACCCGGCCCCAGACGCUAAAUCUGACUUUUGGAAGAUGGAGUAUGAUGAUGAAGCCGCCAAGAAGGCUAGGGCUGUCAAGAAAGGCGCCAAGAAAGUCGUCAAGAAGACCACCAAGAGAAGAAAGAAACCAAGCGCCUCUGAUCUCCUUAAACUGGAUGACACCUCUAAGUCGAAGACACGGGAGCCAGCCAAGCAGCUGAAGAAGAGUGGUCAAGCAAAGCCUAACAAAAAGACAAAGGUGACCAAGCCAACUGAGGCACCUGAAGUUGCUGAUAAACAACCGGAAGAAACUGUCACUAACACUCCGCCUGAGAUUCCGGAUCUCUAUGUUGAUGACACUACCGAUAAUCCUUCAAAUCAUGUACCCUCAAGCUCACCUAAGCCGUCAGAGACUCAUAAUGAUGACGUGUUGAUUACUGGCACGGGCUUUGUAGAACUGGGAAAUCCAAUAGCCUUAGCUAAACAUACUGCCAAGCAAGAGGUUAUUGAGAGGCGAAAAAUGAAGUUUGACAUCUCCCAUUAUGCGCAACUGAGCAACAGUAAUAUCCUCUCUGGUUACCUCAGCCAAGUACACUCCAGCCGCGAUCUUGAAGUUGAUAUGGUGAAACAGAUGCACCAAAAAUAUGAGACCGCUACUACUGAACUGGAGUCUCAAUUGAAUGACGCAAAGACCCUGCUGGCGACUCAGGAAACUGAGACCAGGAAAGCUAAGUCAAAGUUCCAGUUUAGCGUGGCUGAGUCGGAAAAGCUGAAGACCAGUUUUGAGGCGGAGAAAAAGACUUGGGCUGAAGAAAAGACUCCUUUAACGCAGCGGGCUGAGAAAGUAGAGGCAGCUCUUCAAGAGGUGACCACCGAGCUCACCAGCUUAAAAAGUCGUGUAUCUCAGAUAGUUUCUGCUAUCUUUGCUAUCCCAAGGUACUUGGAGGAAAGCCACAGAACAGCUACACUCAACGGACAAGUCGGCGAGGACACCAACCGCGAAGGACAAGAAGAAGAGCUACCAAAGAAAGCUCCAACCACCGGAGGACCGGUCUGGACCGGACGUCCGGAGCCUGAAGCCAAGCCUGCUCCAGUCCCAGGCUACAGCAAGCGGACGUCCGGCCCGGACCGGACGACCGGCCACACCCUCCAGCGAGCGGACGACCGAAGUCACCAGACGUCCGGCACCGCCCCCACAGAACAAAAUUAG